AUGUCCUGGUCAUUCCAACUACAGAGGAUCAACCACUCUUUUGAACGCAUUGCGUCGUGGUAUAAUGAAUUUAUGCAUAGAACGGAACUGUGCUUUCGAGAGCUACAUGAGCGUGUCACGACACUUGAGGAGCAUCAAGUCUCCCAAGGACCUACUGACGAGCAGGUCGAGCGUUUGUUACGCAAAAUCCUGGCCGAGAGAUUCUCAUAUUCAGACCCUCAGUCUCCCGAAGGUGUCAGAGAUGUAAAUGGCAAUCAUGCUCUCGGUGGUGGAAGGAAAUUUUUAGCGUAUCCGAAGCCGAUUGCGAUUGAUCCUGCCUCACUGGUAGUCGAGCCCGAUUCUGUGCCGUCCAAGGCCUAUAGCGAAACCUUCCACAUGCUCGAGAGUCGACUAGCUACGUUUCCCUAUGUGAGCAGUCCUACGAGCCAAGAUGAUGUCAAAGAUAUCAAGGUGGAUCCAAACGUUGGGGUUGCAGAAUCAGCACACAAUUUUUGA
Molecule: messenger RNA, 495 nt
Organism: Plenodomus lingam JN3
Lineage: Eukaryota; Fungi; Ascomycota; Dothideomycetes; Pleosporales; Leptosphaeriaceae
Source: RefSeq, a predicted model, not a curated record